Messenger RNA from Gekko japonicus, 1515 nucleotides. RefSeq names its product ets variant 1 (gene ETV1). Gene Ontology annotation, biological process: regulation of transcription by RNA polymerase II; cell differentiation. Gene Ontology annotation, molecular function: DNA-binding transcription factor activity, RNA polymerase II-specific; sequence-specific DNA binding. The transcript has 13 exons. The coding region runs from base 10 to 1440 and encodes 476 amino acids. NCBI's taxonomy places the organism in Eukaryota, Metazoa, Chordata, Lepidosauria, Squamata, Gekkonidae. The record is from RefSeq and is a predicted model, not a curated record. Gene Ontology annotation, cellular component: nucleus.
GUCUUCAGAAUGGAUGGAUUUUAUGACCAGCAAGUGCCUUACAUGGUCACCAAUAAUCCCUGUGGGAGAAACUGUAAUGAGCGACCAGCAAACGUCAGGAAAAGAAAAUUCAUUAACAGGGAUCUGGCUCAUGACUCAGAAGAACUCUUUCAAGAUCUGAGCCAAUUACAGGAGACGUGGCUUGCAGAAGCUCAGGUACCUGACAACGAUGAGCAGUUUGUGCCAGACUACCAGGCUGAAAGUUUGGCUUUUCAUGGUCUCCCAGUGAAAAUCAAGAAGGAACCCCACAGUCCGUGUUCUGAGCUGGGCUCUGCUUGCAGUCAAGAACAGCCAUUCAAGUUCAGUUAUGGGGAAAAGUGCCUGUACAAUGUCAGUGCCUAUGAUCAGAAGCCACAAGUGGGAAUGAGGCCCUCCAACCCUCCAACUCCAUCAAGCACUCCAGUUUCACCACUGCAUCAUGCUUCCCCAAACUCGGCUCAGAAUCCUAAACCUGACCGGGUUUUCCCUGCUCAUCUGCCUUCAGCCCAGCCCAUGCCAGAUAACAGCUUCUCUAUGGACCACAGAUUUCGCCGUCAGCUUUCGGAACCUUGCAAUUCAUUCCCUCCUUUGCCUACAAUGCCAAGGGAAGGACGGCCAAUGUACCAACGGCAGAUGUCCGAGCCAAACAUCCCUUUUCCACCACAAGGGUUUAAGCAGGAGUACCAUGAUCCAGUAUAUGAACAUAAUGCUAUGAUUGGUUCAGCCAAUCAAAACUUCCCCCCUCCUCUGAUGAUUAAACAGGAACCUAGAGAUUUUGCAUAUGAUUCAGAAGUGCCUAGCUGCCAUUCCAUUUACAUGAGGCAAGAAGGCUUCCUGACUCACCAAAACAGGACAGAAGGCUGUAUGUAUGAAAAGGGACCAAGGCAAUUUUAUGAUGAUACCUGCGUUGUUCCGGAGAAGUUUGACGGAGAUAUUAAGCAGGAGCCAGGAAUGUUCCGUGAGGGCCCAACGUAUCAGCGGCGGGGCUCCCUCCAGCUGUGGCAGUUUUUAGUAGCUCUUCUUGAUGAUCCAUCAAACUCUCACUUCAUUGCCUGGACUGGCCGAGGCAUGGAAUUCAAGCUUAUUGAACCAGAAGAGGUGGCACGUCGCUGGGGAAUUCAGAAAAACAGGCCGGCUAUGAACUAUGAUAAACUUAGCCGUUCACUUCGCUAUUACUAUGAGAAGGGCAUCAUGCAAAAGGUCGCCGGAGAGAGAUACGUGUACAAGUUUGUUUGUGACCCAGAAGCCCUCUUCUCCAUGGCCUUUCCAGAUAACCAGCGCCCCUUGCUGAAGACUGACAUGGAGCGCCAUAUCAACGAAGAGGACACGGUGCCUCUGUCCCAUUUUGAUGAGAGCUUGGUCUACAUGCAAGAGGGGGGCUGCUGUAAUACCCACCCUUAUAACGAAGGCUAUGUGUAUUAACUGCAGUGACACUGAAAACACUCCUGGCCCCCUUCUCCUGCGCUUUUCCUCUUUCAUGAGACCGAGAGGAAAGCU